Fusarium sp. VM40 is the source of this 1032-nucleotide messenger RNA. Lineage: Eukaryota; Fungi; Ascomycota; Sordariomycetes; Hypocreales; Nectriaceae. The record is from the annotation of a GenBank genome assembly.
AUGGCCGACGCAGCGGAGUGCAAUGGCGAAGCCGUCGAUCUCGGCCGCAGAGGCCUUCGAAUUGGUGCCAUCUUUAUCAUCAUGGCAUCUUCAGCUAUCGGCGCUCUCCUGCCCAUCUUCCUCGCGCGCCAGAAGACCAUCCCGGUGCCCAAGUUCACCUUCUUUAUCCUCAAGUUUAUCGGUACCGGAGUUAUCAUAGCGACAGCAUUUAUGCACCUCUUGGUUCCCGCUGUUGAGAACCUCGGCGACGAGUGCUUACAGGACCGACUGGGCGGCUACGAUUGGGCUGAGGCCAUUGCGCUUAUGACUGUCAUUGUCAUGUUCUUCAUCGAAAUGCUCGCCGCUCGUCUCAGCAACGCCGAUAUGGAGCACAACCACUCGAUAGACGGUGAUCACGAACUUGACCCUGCUAUGGACAUUGUCAAGAAGCACCACACCCACCCUGAUAUCGAAAACGGUGACCAGCAAGAUUCCGGCUACGCUCCUGGAGGCGACAGCCACCUCGCGCACGGCCGUGAGCACAAGGAAGGCGAUGCUCAGGGCGGUCUUGCUGGUCAGCUCCUCGCCAUCUUCAUUCUCGAAUUCGGAGUUGUGUUCCACAGUAUCUUCAUUGGUCUCACUCUUGGCACCAUUGCCUCUGACGAGCUUACUGUGCUUCUGAUCGUCCUUGUUUUCCACCAAAUGUUCGAGGGUCUCGGUCUUGGUUCGCGCUUGGCCGUCGCUCCUUGGCCCAAAAACCGACAGUGGAUGCCUUACCUGCUCGGUCUCAUCUUUGCCCUAUCGACUCCCGUUGGUAUCGCCGCUGGCAUAGGAGCCAAGCCCAACAACGCCAACGACCAGAAACUUGUCAACGGUAUCUUCGACGCUAUCAGCGCUGGUAUCCUCAUGUACACGGGUCUGGUCGAGCUCCUUGCUCACGAGUUCAUGUUCAACCCCUACAUGCGCAAGGCUCCUAUCAAGAUUCUCUUGCUCGCUUUUGCCUGUGUUUCAUUCGGCGUGAUAGUUAUGGCUAUUCUCGCCAAGUGGGCAUAA